AGAACAUAAGGCGGAGAAAUCAUACAUGUCAACAUUAUUAAAAUUUAAAUAAUUUAUACUAUAUUAGUAUUAAAUGUAUUUAUGUUAUUAAUUUUUGUAACUAGAUAAGGCCCUUUCACAAAACUUGUUAGUAUAUAUUGGGGGGGUUGGCACUGUAUCAUUGUCAGUUGCCUGGUAGAAGACCAACGAAAAACACAUUUGCCAUCAUGAAUACUUUCCUAGCUCUUUUCUCUUUGGUUGUUUUGACCUCAGCCGCGCCUCAAUACGGAGGCGGUUCCGCUGGAGGACUCUUAGGCCAUCAUCAACCACUAGAUCACCACAUCAUCGGUUUAAGCGGUGGAAGUGACGAACACGAAGACGAAGGCGGCGACGAAGGUGGUUAUGGACAUAUCGAACUUGGUGGAGGAGGAGGAGGCGGUGGUGGACACCAUGAAGAAUCGCAUCAUGAGGAAUCGCAUCAUGAUUCGAUUGGUUUUACUGGUUCUGAUUUCAAGACGCCUGUAGAUGUACACCACGAAAAAGAAAUUCAUUUGAAGGCCAAACCAGAAUAUCACUACGACUACCACGUAGCUGACCACAAGCACAAGGAUUACAAAAGCAAACAUGAAACCAGAGAUGGUUACAAAGUAAAGGGAUCAUACAGUCUUUUGGAGCCCGACCACAAGACCAUCAGGGUCGUUGACUACGUUUCUGAUAAGAAACUCGGUUUCAUUGCUAAGGUAUCUUACAAGAAACACCAUUAAAGAACUGCUGUUGAUUUGUUAAGUAUUUUGUUAUGUUGUGUAUGUUAUUCGUAUAUAUAGGUAGAUAAUUUGUUAUAAUAUGUUGAC
This is a messenger RNA of Psylliodes chrysocephalus, 830 nucleotides long. NCBI's taxonomy places the organism in Eukaryota, Metazoa, Arthropoda, Insecta, Coleoptera, Chrysomelidae. The record is from the annotation of a GenBank genome assembly.